This is a messenger RNA of Oryza brachyantha (malo sina), 872 nucleotides long. RefSeq names its product exosome complex component CSL4. The transcript is spliced from 7 exons. The coding region runs from base 1 to 654 and encodes 217 amino acids. Gene Ontology annotation, cellular component: cytoplasm; nuclear exosome (RNase complex). Lineage: Eukaryota; Viridiplantae; Streptophyta; Magnoliopsida; Poales; Poaceae. Gene Ontology annotation, biological process: RNA processing. The record is from RefSeq and is a predicted model, not a curated record. Gene Ontology annotation, molecular function: RNA binding.
AUGAUCAACGGUGAGGCCGAAACCCUCCUCUCCUCCUCCCUCGCUUCUCCUCCCAUGGCAGCUACGGCGAUGGAGCACGACGGCGGCGGCGAGGUCGUCACCCCUGGGGAGCUCCUCGGCAACUCCUCGUCCCUCCUAGCGGGGCGCGGCGCCUACGCCGAAGGCCGCUCCGUGCGCGGGUCGGUCACCGGCCAUCGCCGCCUCGUGCCGCCGCCUCCCGGCUCCACCGACCAGAGGUUCACUGUGGAGGUGGUCGGGCACAAGGCCCAUGGAGCUGUGCCGCAGCCCGGAAGCGUCGUCAUUGCCCGUGUGACAAAAGUUAUGGCUAGGAUGGCCUCUGCAGAUAUAAUGUGUGUUGACUCAAAGGCUGUCAAAGAAAAGUUCACUGGCACGAUAAGGCAACAAGAUGUCCGUGCAACUGAAAUCGACAAGGUAGAUAUGUAUCAGUCAUACCGACCUGGUGAUAUUGUCAAAGCCCUGGUUCUUUCUCUUGGUGAUGCAAGGGCAUAUUACCUUUCCACUGCCAAGAAUGAACUUGGAGUUGUUUCUGCACAGAGUAUAACUGGUGGUACACUGGUUCCAAUCAGUUGGACUGAGAUGCAAUGCGAAUUGACAGGCCAAAUAGAACAAAGGAAAGUUGCAAAAGUGGAAUAGAUUUGUUAACUUUGCUAAAUAGAAAAAGGUUCAGGAUGGUCUACAAUGUGUCGAUCAACGCUGAUGAUUCCUCACGCGUGUAUGAAAAGUCGCGAAGCUUAAGCUCACGUGGCCGAAUCGCCGAUGCAUUUAGAAUUCUGGUUAGAGAUGAUUUCAUUAGGAUUCUUAAUGAUGCAAGCGAUACAACUGAAGGUUUUGUAGUGCAUUUGUUUGGACCU